AUGGCGCACAGGACGGUGCUGAUGUACAUGGAGAUUGGCUGCUUCGUGUCCUGUCUGUGUGGCUGGAUCCUGGUGUGCUCGACUCUCCCAACAGAGUACUGGACUUUCUCUGAGGUGGGCAGCAUCGUGCUGACCACCUCCAACUACUACUCCAACCUGUGGAAGGACUGCAUCUCAGACACCACAGGCGUGUCCGACUGCAAGGAUUACCCCUCCAUGCUGGGCCUGCCUGUGUUCCUACACGCCUGCAGAGCGCUGGCGGUUUGUGCCGUCAUCACUGGCUUCUUUGGAGGCGUCCUCACACUCAUUGGGAUGAAAUGCACUAAAAUAGGCGGGUCGGAGAUCGCCAAUGCGAGGGUGACCUUUGCAGGCGGUAUAACCUACCUGGUUUCAGGAUUCUGUGGUAUGAUCACCUACUCAUGGUGGGCCAACAGAAUAGUAACAGAGUUCUUGGAUCCGCAUUUCAGGGAACAGAAAUUUGAAAUUGGAGCUGCAGUUUUCAUUGGCUGGGGAGGCUCCAUCCUUCUCAUCUCUGGAGGGACAGUGCUGAGUUACUUCUCUGGAAAAGAGGGUCUACCAUCGAGUUCCCCGAAAAGGCCUCGGAGACCAGUCUCUUAUGCCACCGCCCGGACCAGACGGACCUAUAUGCUUCCGGCCUCGACAUCCAGAGUGACGCUGGCGCCACCGCUGUUUUAUGAGGGCAGGACUAACCGAGUACCCAGAGCCACAUCGAAGGCUGGCCGGACCUUCAGCAGGGACAGCUUCGUCUGA
This is a messenger RNA of Xiphias gladius (swordfish), 771 nucleotides long. RefSeq names its product claudin 10d (gene cldn10d). NCBI's taxonomy places the organism in Eukaryota, Metazoa, Chordata, Actinopteri, Istiophoriformes, Xiphiidae. Gene Ontology annotation, cellular component: bicellular tight junction; plasma membrane. Gene Ontology annotation, biological process: bicellular tight junction assembly; cell adhesion. Gene Ontology annotation, molecular function: structural molecule activity. The record is from RefSeq and is a predicted model, not a curated record. Bases 1 to 771 code for a protein of 256 amino acids. The transcript is spliced from 5 exons.